This is a messenger RNA of Sorex fumeus (smoky shrew), 2567 nucleotides long. RefSeq names its product arachidonate lipoxygenase 3 (gene ALOXE3). Gene Ontology annotation, biological process: lipid oxidation; linoleic acid metabolic process. The coding region runs from base 40 to 2175 and encodes 711 amino acids. Lineage: Eukaryota; Metazoa; Chordata; Mammalia; Eulipotyphla; Soricidae. The record is from RefSeq and is a predicted model, not a curated record. Gene Ontology annotation, molecular function: iron ion binding; oxidoreductase activity, acting on single donors with incorporation of molecular oxygen, incorporation of two atoms of oxygen; protein binding. The transcript has 15 exons.
CCCCCCAGCUCGCCGCAGCCGCCGGGCGGCCCCCGCGACAUGGCCGUGUACCGCGUGUGUGUGGCCACCGGGUCCUACUUGAAGGCCGGCACGCUGGACACCAUCUCUGUCACUCUGGUGGGCACGUGUGGCGAGAGUCCCAAGCAAGUGCUGGAUCGCUUGGGCCGGGACUUCGCCCCGGGAUCGGUGCAGAAGUACAAGGUGCGCUGCUCUGAGGAGUUGGGGGAGCUUUUACUGCUGCGUCUGCACAAGGAGCGAUUUGCUUUCUUCCCGAAGGACUCCUGGUAUUGCAGUUGCAUCUGUGUCACUGCCCCUGAUGGGACCCAUUCUUGCUUCCCCUGCUAUCAGUGGAUCGAAGGCUUCUGCACGGUAGAGCUACGACCGGGAACAGCAAGAACUAUUUGUCAGGACUCUCUUCCCCUCCUCCUGGAUCAUCGGAAACGGGAACUCCAGGCCCGACAGGAUUGUUACCGCUGGAAAGUCUAUGCUCCUGGUUUCCCCCGCAUGGUAGAUGUUAGCAGUUUUGCAGAGAUGGAGUCAGACAAAAAAUUUGCCUUGACCAAAACAACACCCUGUGCAGACCAGGAUGACAGCAGUGGGAAUAGGAAACUUCCUGGUUUCCCCAUGAAAAUUGACAUCCCGUCCCUGCUGCAUAUGGAGCCCAAUAUUCGUUACUCUGCCACCAAGACGACCUCGCUGCUCUUCAAUGCCAUUCCUGCGUCAUUAGGCAUGAAGCUUCGAGGCCUGCUGGACCGAAAGGGCUCUUGGAAGAAGUUGGAAGACUUGAGAAAUAUUUUCUGGUGCCACAAGACCUUCACUUUACAGUAUGUCACAGAGCACUGGUGUGAGGACCGUUUCUUUGGAUACCAGUACCUGAAUGGUGUCAAUCCUGUCAUGAUCCAUUGCAUUUCCAGCUUACCCAGCAAGUUUCCUGUGACCAAUGACAUGGUAUCCCCUUUGCUGGGACAGAGUACCUGCCUGCAGACAGAGCUAGAGAGGGGGAACGUCUUCCUGGCUGACUACUGGAUCCUGGCCGAGGCUCCUGUCCACUGCCUAAACGGCCGCCAGCAGUAUGUGGCCGCCCCGCUCUGCCUGCUGUGGCUCAACCCCCAGGGGGCGCUGCUGCCCUUGGCGAUCCAGCUCGGUCAGACCCCCGGGCCCGAUUGCCCCAUCUUUCUGCCCACCGACGCCGAGUGGGACUGGCUGCUGGCCAAGACGUGGGUGCGAAACUCCGAGUUCCUGGUGCACGAGAACAACACGCACUUUCUGUGCACCCACUUGCUGUGCGAAGCCUUCGCCAUGGCCACGCUGCGGCAGCUGCCGCUCUGCCACCCCAUCUACAAGCUCCUGCUUCCGCACACGCGCUACACGCUGCAGGUGAACACCAUCGCUCGGGCCACGCUGCUCAACCCCGAGGGCCUUGUGGACCAGGUCACAUCCAUCGGUCGGCAAGGCCUCCUCUACCUCAUGAGCACCGGUCUGGCCCACUUCACCUACACAGAUUUCUGCCUUCCGGACAGCCUGCGGGCCCGUGGCGUCCUGAGUAUCCCCAGCUUCUACUACAGAGAUGACGGCCUGAAGAUCUGGGCCGCUAUUGAGAGUUUUGUCUCAGAAAUUGUGGGCUACUAUUAUCCAAAUGAUGCAUCUGUACAGCAAGAUUCCGAACUGCAGGCCUGGGUUGCAGAGAUUUUCACUCAGGCGUUCCUGGGCCGGGAAAACUCAGGAUUCCCAUGCAAGCUGUGCACCCCCAAAGAGCUGGUGAAGUUCCUUACUGCAAUCAUCUUUAACUGCUCUGCUCAACAUGCUGCUGUCAACAGUGGACAGCAUGACUUUGGGGCCUGGAUGCCUAAUGCCCCAUCAUCUAUGAGGCAGCCCCCACCCCAGACAAAGGGGACCACCACUCUGAAGACUUAUCUAGAAACUCUCCCAGAAGUGAAUGUCACCUGUAACAACCUUCUCCUCUUCUGGUUGGUCAGUCAAGAGCCCAAGGACCAGAGACCCCUUGGCACCUACCCUGAUGAGCACUUCACUGAGGAGGCCCCACGCCGGAGCAUUGCAGCCUUCCAGAACUGUCUGGCCCAGAUCUCACAAGACAUCCAGGAGCGAAACCGGGGCCUGGAGUUGCCCUACCUCUACCUGGACCCGCCUCUCAUAGAAAACAGUGUCUCCAUCUAGCUCCUUCAGUCACACUGGAAGAAAGGCACAUGUACGAGACAGGCCAACUUCUCAGGGUCCUACAGGCCCUUCUGUCUUCUCUGUUCUCAGUCAACCUGAACCUUCUCCUCUGAACACUUUUCCACCUAAAGUGACUCUAGUAGCAUCGAAUGAACUGGGCCUAGCUCUGUGAGGGACAGAGCAGUGUCCAGGAUGAGAAGUUUCUGGCUAAAGAUGAAUGCACAACAAGCCCUUCCAAAAGGAAUGAACCCUCUCACUCCUUGCCCUGCUCUGGGCAGGUUCCUACUCCCAUCUCUUGGGAAAAUCUACCUCUUCCUAUUGGGAUCCCCAGCUUGGGACUCUACAUUCUCCUUUUUAGGUCUCCUCAUCCCCAAAAUCUUUCUCUUUCUUUG